AGAUUUAAAUUUCUCCUCAUACAUAUUUUGCCUAUCCCUGAAGCGUCAUUCAACAGGUGUGAUUAUAGUCACUGAGACGCUGUUUGUUUACAAACAGUUUAAAAACUCUUUAAAAUCACUUAUACAUUCAAAUUACCCGUUUUACGCCACUUUGUCUUAUAAAUAAAGCAUCGGUAGUUUGUUUAUGUGUUUAGUUUUGGUUCAUUCUUAAUCUAAUCAGCGAUUAAGAUAAACCGAAAAGCCCCACCUGUUUUGUGCAACACACAAGAUACAAAAAAUUGUCCCACUUAAUAAAAAAAUUAGAAAUAUGGAUAACCAACGAGGAACUGAAAAGAAAUUAAGCAUUGCGUACUCUCUUUGUAUAGCUUGUGGGAUAAUUGCUGCAAUUUGUGUGGGAGUUCCUUAUGGGCAUUGGAAAGGGACUUUAGAUGUAUGUGGAACAUUACCGUCCAGACAAAAUUGUAGUUGUAUAUUGUACGGGAGAAAUACAUUCAAUUAUAUUGCAGGUGGAAGUAAUCACAUUUGUAACUUUGUUACAUUUGGUCCGUUAGCUUAUGUUAUAUUUUCGCUUUUAUUGGCUUGUUUCCAUGGAUUUCGAGUAAUGUUUGGAUCAACAAAUUCACAAAGAACAAUAACAACAAAAAACGAAUUAGGCGAAAUGGUUAUUCUUCAAACAGUAGAUUCGGAAACAACUAGCCCAUUAACACGGAGCUUUUGGAUAACAAAAUCAAUAAUAUCAGUUGUGUUAACCAUCUAUGCUUUGGUGUUAUUUGCAAUGUUUAUGGAUGGAUUUUUACAUACUUGUAAUGAAUAUCGGAAAAGAUUGGAAAAAAUUUUGGGUAUACAUGGAACGGUUAUCCCAGUAAUUCAUAAUAGACUUGAUUGUAAUGCAAUUUUUGAUUUUAUGGAUUAUAUUGAACCAGAUACUGCAAUUGCUAGGAGAGAUGGGACGAUAAAUACAGCAGCCUCUUUAAUUACAGGUUUAAUUGCAUCUUGUUUGUCUUGGGUUUUAUUCUUUUUCUCUUCAAUUUGGAAUAUUAAUCAAGCUAGAAAUAAAGUUUAAAUAUAAGUUUAUUUUAUUUGCUAAAAGAUGGUGUAAUUUUUAAUUUUAUACGGUGAAUUUCACUUAAAAUGUAAUAUACAAAAAUAUAUUUCCAUAGAAACUAGGGCGUAUCUACUUACUUUGUCUCAUAUAAAAAUAAAUGCAACAUGUCUGAAUGUUUCUAGUUUUAGGUCUAAUGUUAGUUCUAGUGACAGGUGUUGGUAGCGCUAGUUAACAUAAAAUUCAUUAACCAUAUUCAUUGAACCAAAUCUAGAACUAACAAUAGACCUGGAACUACUAAACCUGAAUGGUUCAGGUUUAGCCAUCUUAAGAGGCGAAUGGCUCUUACCUGAAAUGGUUUAAUGAUAGUGACAGUGCUAGGUAGCGCUUGGGACGGAAACUCAGAGUUGUCAUAAGGACGAUAAGAACGUCACCUUUUCCAAGCAAAACUUUUCCUUUCCAAAACUACCCAAUGCCUGUACUAAUUUAAGCUAUGUUGCAUUUAUGUGGGACAGUGCAAGUGCAUAUUAGUUUUGUAACUAUGGUUACUGCAUUCAUAUAUUGCGAGUUAUAUGAUAUUCGCGGUAUACAAAAAGUCCGUCCAUAAGAAAAGGAUGAAUAAAAAAAAUUCAAAUAUAUUCAAAUGUAUUUUA
Messenger RNA from Onthophagus taurus, 1695 nucleotides. RefSeq lists its product as uncharacterized. NCBI's taxonomy places the organism in Eukaryota, Metazoa, Arthropoda, Insecta, Coleoptera, Scarabaeidae. The record is from RefSeq and is a predicted model, not a curated record.